This is a messenger RNA of Octopus bimaculoides (California two-spot octopus), 651 nucleotides long. Its product is annotated as tigger transposable element-derived protein 1-like. The record is from RefSeq and is a predicted model, not a curated record. NCBI's taxonomy places the organism in Eukaryota, Metazoa, Mollusca, Cephalopoda, Octopoda, Octopodidae.
AUGGGUCCUAAGAAGGUUAGUGCAAAGGAUAGUGCUGAGAAGAAGAAGAAAAAGCUGAUAGCGAUAGAACUGAAGAAGGAAAUCAUUGAUAAAUAUGAGAGUGGAGUGCGUGUAGUGGACAUAAGAUGGAAAAUUGCUUCUCUUGUGAAUCAACGAGAAGCAACUCGCAGGGGGAUACGUUUACGGAGACAAUCAUCUGCGAGAGCGUUGUAUGGGGAUCUCCUAAAGCAGAACCCCGGAACAUCGACGGAAGAGACAUCAGUAGACGCAUUUAAGACCAAUAGCGGCUGGUUUGAUAAUUUCAAGAAGUGGACCGGCGUUCAUAGCAUUGUCUGGUAUAGAGAAGCAGCGAGUUCUGAUACGAAGGCAGCUGAAGAUUUCAUGCGUGAAUUCUGUCAGCUCAUCGCAGCCGAGGGGUACAUCGCACAACAGGUAUUCAACUGUGAUGAAGCUGGCCAUUUUUGGAAAAAAAUUCCCAGAAGAACUUAUAUAACUGCAGAGGAGAAGAAACUGCCAGGCCACAAGCCUAUGAAAGAUAGGCUAACUCUCGCCAAUGCGAGUGAAGACUUGAAGCAUAAGUCGCUCUUUGUCUACCAUUCCGAAAACACACAAGCGUUCAAGUCGCACAAAAUCCUGAAGGAGAAGCCGCAG